AUGUCGCGCCUGCCCAGCGCCGAGCUCAGGGUCACCCUCGCGCGCGGCCUCCUCGUCGGCGGCCACUGCUACGGCCCGCUCCACCCCGCGGACAACAUCGUCGCCAACUCCGUCUGGUACGCCGCCGCCUUCCCUCUCCGCCCCGAGGACAGGAUCGAGGCGGAUGUCAUCUGCGCCCAGGGCACGGACCGCGCCGCCCGCCGCUCGCUCGACGGACUGCUUGCCUGCCUCCUGCACGUCUGCCCCGCCUUCUCCCCCGCCGACGCGCUCUGGCAGCUCUGCCGCUCCCGCGCCGACCUCCGCGUCGCCACCGCCUCCGCUCGCUGCGCCAGACCGUCCCUCCUGCGCACCGCGGAGCCGGAGGUAGUCAGGGCCGCCUUCCAGGUGGCUGCCGAGGCGGCGCGGCACCCCGACCCCGCGGCCUUCGCGCUCUUCGCGUCCUCGGUGCUUCCCUGCGUGGAGCGGGACGUCGCUCGCUUGCUGGUCGGCAAGCGUGGCGGCCUCUCCAGCCUCGACGUCGAUCGCCUCUCCAAGCUGCUAGUGCCGCACCCCCUACCCGAUGAACUGGCCUCAUGCCGGUGA
Messenger RNA from Miscanthus lutarioriparius, 582 nucleotides. The record is from the annotation of a GenBank genome assembly. NCBI's taxonomy places the organism in Eukaryota, Viridiplantae, Streptophyta, Magnoliopsida, Poales, Poaceae.